AUGGCCGAUGAGAGCUCUCUUUGCUGUACAUUGUUUACGCUCCGCGAUCAUGGCACAGUAUUCAUGCCCCCAUGUCAAAAUUGUUCCUUCACUCCUAGAUCGGAUAAUGUCUUGGAUCUACUGAAGGAGAUACAGUCCCUUUCCCAGGCCAAGAGAUUCCGGGUAUUCAUAUCGUCUGGAGGAGCAGUACUUUCAUCUGUUUGGAAAACGAUUGAUAAAAGAUGUCAAGGAACCUUUACAGAUGAUUUUACAACUCAGAAGAAUGUAUAUAAAGACGAUAUGGUAUGCGACAAAUGGAAUAAUUUCAAUCCGGUUGUGAAACAGAAGAAACCGGCGAAACAUCAAAAUACUCUUCAUAGCAAAGAGCAUAACUCGGAAUCCCUACCGCCAUAUACCAAGGGAUGUCAAAGUGCUGGAAUGAAACGUAAAGAUAAAUCCUACGCAGAUCGUCAAAAUCCCCAAGUUCAGUUCGCCGAACCUUGUAGCGAAGUCUUGAACGCCCUCGAAGAGAGCUACCUCGAAAAGCAAUUGGCUGCUUUCAUGUGCUGGAUAUUAGAGAUCGACUCACACUUGGAGAAGGCUUGUGAGCAGGUCUUCUCAGAUCUUGGCGGAGCAGUGUCUUGUGGAGAUAUGACCGAAUUUAACGAAAUAAAAUCGAGAUGUAUGGCGGAAAUUUAUUAUAAGCCAAAAGUCGACCAACAACAACGACUACUGGGGAAUUGGAAAUUGGGUAGCAAUUCAUCUUAG
Sclerotinia sclerotiorum 1980 UF-70 is the source of this 747-nucleotide messenger RNA. RefSeq lists its product with no specific name. The record is from RefSeq and is a predicted model, not a curated record. Bases 1 to 747 code for a protein of 248 amino acids. NCBI's taxonomy places the organism in Eukaryota, Fungi, Ascomycota, Leotiomycetes, Helotiales, Sclerotiniaceae. The transcript has 3 exons.